Endocarpon pusillum Z07020 is the source of this 1161-nucleotide messenger RNA. RefSeq lists its product as uncharacterized. The transcript is spliced from 2 exons. Lineage: Eukaryota; Fungi; Ascomycota; Eurotiomycetes; Verrucariales; Verrucariaceae. The record is from RefSeq and is a predicted model, not a curated record. Bases 1 to 1161 code for a protein of 386 amino acids.
AUGGCAGCAAUAGCCUGUACGCCAACUGCAGGCACUAAAACAAGGCCAUCGAGCUCACAAGCUUCGGCAAAUCCUCCUUGUACACCCAGGGCACGCGUACAAUCUUCUACCAGGCAAGCUCAUGGACCGAUAGGAAUGCCUUGGGAGCCACCGGUUCUUCCCGUGCCGUCGUCACCGCCGCACGCCGUCUUGGGUCCACGUGCCGAGCCUCUAACAGAAACCAAGAAGCGCACCAUCACAGUUGGCAUUGAAUCAGAAUUUGAGCUUGAUCCCCGUCACGAAGAUGGUGACAACGCAAUGCUCCCGGAAUUUGUGACGGCUCUGGCGAUGAAGCACAAUCAAAUGGUACCGGGGCCGAUUGAGAUGGUAUCACCCAUCCUUGAGGCAUAUCCUGGUUCGAAAUGGCGAGAGGAUGUCGAAGCAACAUGGAAGUAUCUUCAAGACCAGUAUCAUAUUACAACUAACAGGAGAUGUUCGACUCACGUUCAUCUUUCUUUAGAUCCUUUCUAUACUAUACCCGAGAUCAAACGGAUCGCACAGGCAUGUAUAUAUUUCGAGCCAGCCUUCGAGGCUAUUGUGCCUCCAGGUCGCAGGUUCAAUCCUUAUGCGAAAAGCAAUUGGCUUGAUAGCCCGACCGUGGCUCGAGGGGACACAUCCCGGUCAGAGCUUAUUGCGGCGAUCGAAGGAGAAGUGCAAGUCGAUGUUAUAGCAAGGCUUAUGCAGCAUAGAGAUGACAGAGAAUAUGCCUGGAAUUUCUGGUCACUAUUUCGCCGACGAACCAUCGAGUUCCGCAAACCUCCAGCAUGUACCAAGCCAGAAGAAGUCCUUGCCUGGGCCGAGCUUGCCCUGUCUUUCAUACAAGCAUGCAUCAAGUAUGAAAACACCACGCAGCUCCAGAAAGUGCCUCCCACCAUUGGAGGUCUACGCUGGUUUAUGUCGCAGUUCACUGAACCGGGAUUGAACGAGCCGAAACGGAUGCAGCGUCUCUGGUGGGGCAGGAGUUCAAACGCGAUGGUGCAACCUUACCCUCAACCUGUAGGAUUCUGGUGGUGGGAGGGAGCGGAGAGAUUGGCAAUGAUAGAAAGAUUGAAACGCUUGCGAGAAACCGAAAUGAAGCAGGGCCAGGCACUAGCAAGGAGACGUAGGGCGCCGUUUUGGUGA